GGCACGGAUUUCAAAGCGGGCCAAACCAAAUUCAAGACAGCGGCGGUGGAGUACAUUCGAACCAUGGGACUCAAACCGAAAGUGAUUGCCUCCUCUAACCAUCUUGGCAACAAUGAUAUGCGCAAUUUGUCUACCGCCAAGACGGCGGCCAGCGCCAAACUUCGAGUCAAACACGAUAUCUUUUCAGCCUGGCAAGAAGACGACCUGGACCACAAAGUAAGCAUUAUGUUUACGGAAUUUAUCAACGACGAAAAGCGAGACUUUGUCGAGUACACCAGCCUCGGAUUUUUGGGACAAACGCAUACCAUGGUGACGUACACCAGGGCGUCCGAUUCCGUUUUGUGUGUGCCGCUCAUGUUGGAU
Molecule: messenger RNA, 363 nt
Organism: Phaeodactylum tricornutum CCAP 1055/1
Lineage: Eukaryota; Bacillariophyta; Bacillariophyceae; Surirellales; Neidiaceae
Exons: 1
Biological process (GO): inositol biosynthetic process; phospholipid biosynthetic process
Cellular component (GO): cytoplasm
Molecular function (GO): inositol-3-phosphate synthase activity
Source: RefSeq, a predicted model, not a curated record